AUGACAUGGAAGACAGUUGUUGCAAACAUACCCUAUGGUGGAGCAAAGGGAGGAAUCGGCUGUAACCCGAAGGAUCUGAGCAUCAGUGAGUUGGAACGUAUCACUCGUGUUUUCACUCAAAAAAUUCAUGAUCUCAUUGGCACUCAUAGAGAUGUUCCUGCUCAUGAUAUGGGAACCAAUGCUCAGACAAUGGCUUGGAUGCUUGAUGAGUAUUCUAAGUUUCAUGUUCAUUCACCGGCAGUGGUGACUGGAAAGCCUAUUGAUCUUGGAGGUUCCUUGGGAAGAGAGGUCGCCACUGGACUAGGAGUGGUUUUUGGAACGGAGGCUCUAUUUGCUGAAUAUGGGAAAUCAAUUUCUGAUAUGAAAUUCGCCAUCCAGGGGUUUGGAAAUGUGGGCACUUGGGCUGCAAAGUCAAUUUUUGAGAGAGGUGGCAAGGUGGUAGCAGUGAGUGACAUCAGUGGUGCUAUUUGUAAUCCAAACGGGAUUGAUAUUGCGGCUCUUCUGAAACACAAGGAAGACAAUGCAAGUUUGAUGGAUUUCUCAGGAGCAGAUGCUAUGGAUCCAAAGGACUUGCUCACCCAUGACUAUGAUGUUCUCAUCCCAUGUGCUUUGGGAGGUGUUCUCAACAAGGAAAAUGCUGAUGAUGUGAGAGCAAAGUUUAUCAUAGAAGCUGCAAAUCAUCCAACUGACCCUGAUGAGAUUCUGUCUAAGAAAGGAGUUAUUAUAUUACCCGACAUUUAUGUGAAUGCUGGUAGAGUGACUGUAAGCUAUUUCGAAUGGGUCCAGAAUAUUCAAGGAUUUAUAUGGGAUGAAGAUAAAGUUAACCUUGAGCUAAAAAGGUAUAUGACUAGAGCUUUCAAGAACAUAAAAAGGAAUGUGUAA
Lathyrus sativus (Indian pea) is the source of this 882-nucleotide messenger RNA. The record is from the annotation of a GenBank genome assembly. Lineage: Eukaryota; Viridiplantae; Streptophyta; Magnoliopsida; Fabales; Fabaceae.